Manihot esculenta (cassava) is the source of this 4333-nucleotide messenger RNA. RefSeq lists its product as uncharacterized. The coding region runs from base 127 to 3960 and encodes 1277 amino acids. The record is from RefSeq and is a predicted model, not a curated record. The transcript is spliced from 4 exons. Gene Ontology annotation, molecular function: DNA binding. Lineage: Eukaryota; Viridiplantae; Streptophyta; Magnoliopsida; Malpighiales; Euphorbiaceae.
ACGAUGUAAAAAGUCUGUUCCCUUGCAACUUCCAAAGUUCUAAUUCUAACCCUUCCGUUGUCUCGCACGUCUACGCUUGCACUUGAACGCCUUUCUCCUCGUCCCGCUCUCUCCCUCUUCCAUGUAAUGGCCACCGCCACCGUCGACGCCUCGGCCUCCAACCAUCACCUCAACCACCUCCAUGCGGAAUCCCUUCCUCUAAUCGAUCUCCGCCUUCUCUCCCAGUCCGAACUCCUUUCCCUCUCUUUUUGCUCCUCUCUCCGCUAUAGCCAAAACGACGGUGACGUUGCCACUCCCAAAAUCGAUCGCUCCGUCUUCAAUGAAUCCGCGGGCAGCCGCAAACAGACCUUUUCCCGCCUUCGAUUGGCUCCUCGCAACAACUCUCAAUUCUCUUCCUCACCUUCAAUUAAAUCUCCCAUUAUCCCCCAAACUGCGGAACAGGGUUUAGAUGAGGAAAAUUCUCAGAUAAUUUCCCUCCUCAAGUCUCUGUUUGGUGGCAAUUCUCACUCCGACGAGAAAGAGGAUAGUAAAAAUAACUAUGAUAAUAACCUAGUUUCUGUUCCCAUCCAAUAUAACCAGUUCCUAGGUUUUCCGCCCACAGGGAGUGAGUCAUUGGAAAACGUUCCAAUCAGCGCUGCUAACUAUGGCGGAGAGACAGUGAUGAAGCAGGAAUUUCCGACUACUAUUGUUGAUUGUACUACAAAAAAGAGAAAGCGAGGCAGGCCGCGAAAAAAUGAGACUAGUUUUUAUAGUAAUAACAAUAAUAUCGAUAAGGUGAUUGAGACUGAGAGAAGGCAAAAUGAGAGAGAGACGAUUGGUGUGGACGGAAGUAAGGAGAAGGAGGGGGAGAUGUUGAUGAUGAAUAAGAAUGGAAUGAAAAUGGACUUGGUAACAUUGGGGAGUACGGAGGAUCCAUAUGGAGAGGAACUGGCGCAGCGAACAGUGGGAAUGUAUACAGAGGCAGAGUUGGUAGGGUUUUUGCAGGGGUUAAAGGGAGAAUGGUUGACUAACAGGAAGAAGAAGAUGAUUGUUGAAGCAAGCGUGCUCGGCAAUGUUUUGCCAAGUGGUUGGAAGCUUAUGCUCUGCAUCAAGAAGAAAGCUAGCUUCUUUUGGAUUGCUUGUAGAAGAUACAUAAGCCCAAGUGGGCAACAGUUUAUGUCCUGCAAGGAAGUCUCAUCAUAUUUGCUUUCCUCAUUUGGACUUCAAGAUGCAAGCCAGCCAAAUUUUGGUCAUGUGGAUGGCAAUGAUCGUUUGAUUGGAAUAGUAUCUUCUGGGAAUGCUGCUGAGCUUACCCUUAAAGAUGACAAGAUUGGGGAUGAGAAGCAACUGGGGAAUUAUAAAUGCCAUAAAUGCACCAUGGCUUUUGAUAAGUCUGAUGACUUGCUGCAACAUCUGCUGUCAUCUCAUCACAGGACUCCAAAGAGGCUUAGACACGAAAUGUCCAUGAAUGAAGAGGUAAUAAUUAAAAAUGGUAAGUAUGAAUGUCAAUUUUGUCAUAAAUCUUUUGAAGAAAGGCAUCGCUAUAAUGGUCACCUUGGGAACCACAUAAAAGAUUAUUUUAAGAGAAUUGAAGCUUCAAGUGGAUUCAAGACCAUCCAAAGGAGUCCUGUCCCUCCAUUAGUAGGAGUUGAUCCUGGAGUUUCAAAGAUUCAAGAAUCAGUUGGAAUCGAUAUGGGCACUAUUGCAAUAAAUUCUGACAUUAAAAUUAAUGAUGGAAUAAGUUCUACCGCUGAGAAUUAUAAAAUAGAAGAAAAUACUACUGUUGAAUCUUAUUCCAGUAAGCAGGAUAUAGUUUGUAGUACGACCAAUGAUAAAGCAGAGAAGAGGAAUAGAGUUACUGACGUUGCUGUUGAAAAUAAUGUUUAUCAAGGUGCUGUAUCUGCCAUUUCCAGUAAGGGGAAUGAUUCCAUUUGUAAAUCUUCUGAUGAAAAAAAUGUGGAAUGCACCAUUGGCAGAAACAAUAAUUUGGGCAGCCAGGAAGAAGGUUCUCAGAACUGUUCACUUGCUGUUGUUGGAGGGAACCAAUCAUGUGCAUAUGACAAAAAUGAGGAUCAGGUAUGUGUAAGGUUGAUGGAGGAGCAGCAUAAGGAGAGAGGUUCUGAUAGUGGUCUGAUUGUUCCAAAUUCUGAAGAGAAAACAGUUGAUGGCAAAACUAUCAAAGAUAGACAGCUUUUUAGCACAAUAAGUUGCACCACAACUGAUGGCAGGGUUUUGUUUGGGAAAGAGAAGCUCGAGCAUUGCUCAGCACAAGAGAAUGUUGCAAUCAACAGCAAGGAAAAAGGUUCUGAAGCCUGUUUGGUUGUUAGUUCUGGCGGUUACCAAAGAUAUGGUUCUGUACUUAAUAUGCAUGGCCUUUCAACUUCUACUGUGGGGGAGAUGACACACAAAAUGGAUUCUAAAGUGGGUUUACCAUCAUCUUUAGGUUUCACAUGUGUUUCCAACAAUAAGGUGAACCAAGUUUCUGCUAUAACAGUGAACAAGCCCAAACUUGGGGAAGUGGAUAAGUCUAGGAAUGAUGUCCAAGCUUUUGGUUUUGGUAGCAACAGUACUUUAGCAGUUGAAGAUAUGAAGACCAUCAAUGAUCUAGAGAGUAGUUAUGGAAGCUGCUCAGCUUUUCCAUCAUGGAAUGAGCAGAUGUCUUUUACUGAAAAUAAUAUCAAGGGGAAUCCCAGUUGCACAAGUAAGAUACAUCAUCAAGAAAAGGAAUCUCAAGGCAGCAAGCUUACUUUAUAUGCACAUCGGCAAUGUUUUGGUCCUGAAAAUGUUAUUGUUAAUGUUUCUAAUGGCAUAUCGGAGGUGCCCAAUCAAGUUCAGGGCACAUGCUAUAAUAAUAGUGAGCACAGGAAAGACGUUCAUGUACUUGAAGGAUGUGUAACUAAUAUUGAGCUGGGAAGAGGUUCCAAUUUUUUACUUGUUCCAUCAGCUAAUGGGCUAACAUUUGCUUUAAAAGAUGAUGGAGUCCUGAAUGACACAUCAAAGAACUUUAUGCAGGACAGAAUUUUUGAAAGCAAUGUAACUGAACCAGCUUCUGAUGUGCAAAGACAUGUUAAUGAGAAUUACAUGACUAACAUCCCAUGUAACACAAUGGACUGGUCCAACCAUAAGGGAUUGAAAGGUCUGUGUGAUGGUGAGCCACUUACUGGUUUUGACCAUGGUCACAGGGAACAGGAAGUAGAUGUUGCGAAAAGCACAAUGCUAGAAAAUUGUUCAAAGAAUUGUCAACUUGUUAACUCUGGGAAUCAACAUAAAUUUUCUUUGGAAGAUAAUGUGACUGGCUUUUACAGUUGCAACCUGGAUGAGAAGAAAAGGGCUUCUCUGGACAGUUCACUCUGUCUCUCAAACAGUGAGCAAGUUUGGAAUGUUGAAAGCAAUUUGAAUAGGAUUUCGAUUGGCAAAGCUCAAGAGGAGCCCAGGUUGGAAGACUUAAAUCCUAGGAGGAAUGAGUCAGUGAUUGGUUUUAGCAGCCAUGCCCAAAAUAGUGAAAAUGUUGCAUCUGGGUUUAUGUGGAGAACUGAUGAAGAAAAUGACCUGCUUGGUAGUUUUGCUGAUAAUUCGUCCCGACUUGUGCAUUCAUCAGGUUGUUUUCCCUCAUAUGACGUAAUGUCAGAUAAGGGUGAAACUGAAUUCUUUGGUGAGAAGUUUAGUGGUAUAUCAGGUUUUGAAGGGCUGAGAUCAGGCAGCAUGGAGAAUAUGGAGUAUAAUUUUAUGAACCCCCAUUCAGAUGAGUCCAGGGUCUUUUCAUAUGAUGCAGACAUUGCUCAAGGUCUUGAUUCAUCUGUUUGGCUUGAUAAGGAAGCUUUGCCUUUGUUUCCAAAAAUAGCAAGCAGGCGCUGCAUCUGUGUCUGGUGCAGAAAUGAGUUUCAUUGCGAAGCUUUAGAAACUGAAACACAAGUGGGCUCAAUGGGUUCUACUUGUGCAGCCUGCAAGGCCAAGUUUUCUGGCCAGUUCAAUUUACUGUAGAAUGGGUUCCAUGCACAGUCUGUGGUCCAUGAGGAAUAUUUUUUCCAUAUGCCUUGGUCGGAUUGAGAACAAGAGCUCCAUAAGAGGUAAUUUCUACUUCUAAACAAUGUCUUUGGCUAAAAUUGACCAUUAGUUUAUCAGGUCUUCAGUUUUAACCAUCCAUGUCACUUUAUGUGUUUGUCUUCUAAAAACUGAUAAGGAGGGAAAUUAACGAUGUAUAUUAUGAGACUAAAUUCAAUAGCUCAUCUAUUCUGGGUUUGAAUUAGGAAUAUGUUAAAAGGUGCCACAUGGGUGCCUCUUUUGCAACAUUACUUAGAAUAUUGUUUUGUAACACCUUGAUUAAAGUUCUACUAUUCGUAGUAUUAGCACUGUC